Molecule: messenger RNA, 1282 nt
Organism: Botrytis cinerea B05.10
Lineage: Eukaryota; Fungi; Ascomycota; Leotiomycetes; Helotiales; Sclerotiniaceae
Exons: 2
Coding region: 256-957 (233 amino acids)
Source: RefSeq, a predicted model, not a curated record
GACAUAACGAGUGACAUAAAAUGAACAAGAACGAGCAAAAAUACCACAAAGAUACCGCGAUACGAUAUAUUAUCUUCUUGCGGAUUUGAGAAGAUACUUGGGUUCGUCAGUCACCUAUACCGAUAACCACCAAGAAUUACAGUCUCCAUUAUUCGAUAUUCUCAGUCUGAUUAAUUAUUUUAAAGUUAAAGCUUCCUUAUAUAACUUUAUCUUAUUUUGAACUGAUCAACCAAUAACCAAUAGUGUUACUACACAAUGAAUGCACGUUAUGCAAAAAUCCAUCGUUCUGCAGAGGAGCGAUUCAACGCGCUGAUAGGUGAAGGCCACACACUUGAAGUCUUGGAACGUCGAUUUCAGAGAGAAUUACAACUCCAUGCGAACCUUCGUACCAACGACGCACAAAUAUCCAAAGGCGUUUUAAAACUUAUCCAACAGGCUCGAGCGACCGAACGUCCUAGGACUAAUGACUUCCUUCCUCUCAACAACUUACAAUUGCAUCAACCUGGGGUUCGAUCCAGGAGAGCUAGGGCAUCUCUAUUGACUACUUCCGAGCCUAGACUGGUUGUUAAGUUGAAGAUCAAUGAUGGUUGCUUCGAGCCGACAGUGAUGCGAUACCCUCCUACAAGUGCCUCUCCGCACACGCCGACGGGAUACGUAAAGUGGCAAGUUAACAAAUCUGGAGCGCCAGUAUCAGCUGUAAUACCUACAGUUGUAUGUCCCGAGACUUUGGAAUAUAAGGGUGAAAAUCUAGAUCAAAAUCAGUUGAAGUAUAAUGAGCUUGCGCGUAGGGCGGGUACCAAGGAAAUCAUCGAGACACAAAUCAACAAUGCAUUGACGCAGGGUGUAGAUAAAGAGGAAGCAACUAGAAGAGCGCAUUCAUAUGCAGAGGCUCAAGUCUGCAUAAUUUAUGCAGGUUUCGAACCACGAGAAGAAGAAGAAGAAUCGGAAGCUGAAUGAAAGAUUAAUGGAUGUGUUGGUUGUUUAUUGGGGUAGCGUCAGAAUAGUUUUGUUUUGAACGACGAUGGGAGGUUUUGAUAUACCAGAUAUUCGACAUCAGUCCUGUAUUCGAAGGGUGUGGUGGUUUAGGAGGAUUUUCAACCAGAGAAUUGGUUUGAGCAUCAUAUCCUCGUUCUAGGAUCCUCGUAACUGAAGUGGACAUAGGAACUGUAUCAUUUCGAAGUUCGAUGUAGAUGACGAGAUGUAAGAAAUGUUUCUUAGUUAGGACUCGAUCAAUGAUACAAAGUUACGGAUCAUCAGAAUCUUGUGCUAUAUCUAUGUCUCA